This is a messenger RNA of Cokeromyces recurvatus, 2085 nucleotides long. RefSeq names its product armadillo-type protein. Bases 108 to 1940 code for a protein of 610 amino acids. The transcript is spliced from 10 exons. Lineage: Eukaryota; Fungi; Mucoromycota; Mucoromycetes; Mucorales; Mucoraceae. The record is from RefSeq and is a predicted model, not a curated record. Gene Ontology annotation, cellular component: protein phosphatase type 2A complex; cytoplasm. Gene Ontology annotation, molecular function: protein binding; protein phosphatase regulator activity. Gene Ontology annotation, biological process: protein dephosphorylation.
UUUUUUUUUAUACAUAUUAUAUAUAAAUUUAUUUACUUAUUUAUAUAUUUAAUAUAACUUGUUUUAACUAGUUUUUUUAUUAUUAUUUAUUUAUUUGAAGAAUUAAUAUGUCUACUGAUAUGGAAAUUGACUCUAAUAAUACAGUACCACCUACUGAAUUUAUGGAUGAAGAUCCCCCUGCUAUGAAUGAACCACAAGAGACAAAUAAUAUUGCUGUUUUGAUUGACGAACUUAAACACGAAGAUGUUACAUUCAGACUUAAUUCUAUUAAAAAAAUGGAUAUCAUUGCUAAUGCUCUCGGCGCUGAAAGAACUAGAAAUGAACUUAUUCCUUUCCUUCAAGAAUCUAUUGACGAUGAAGAUGAAGUCUUGUUAGCUUUGGCUGAAGAAUUAGGCAAAUUAGUUAAUGCAGUUGGUGGUAAUGAAUUUGCUUACUAUCUUUUACCUCCUUUGGAAAAUAUUGCAGCUGUUGAAGAAGCUUCUGUUAGAGAUAAGGCAGUUGCUUCCCUUUGUUGUAUUUCUGAAGCUUUACCCGAAGAUCAUCUAGAUAAAUAUUUUAUUCCUCUUCUUAAGAGACUAAGUGUUGGUGAUUGGUUUACAAGUAGAACUUCUGCAACAGGUCUUUAUGCUUCUGUUUAUAAAAGAGCUUCUUCUACUCUUAAAGUAGAAUUAAAAACUUUGUUUGCACAAUUGGUAGAUGAUGAUAGUCCAAUGGUUAGAAGAGCAGCUUCAAAAGCUUUAGUGAAUCUUGCUAAUGAAGCUUCUGAUGAAGAUGUUCAUUCAGUUAUCAUUACAUUAUUUCAAAAACUAGCUCAAGAUGAUCAAGAUUCUGUCCGUCUUUUAACAGUUGAAGUUUUAGUUGCUCUUGCAAAUCGACUUUCUAAAGAACAAACCAAAGAGCUUUUAUUGCCCGCUUUUAUGGCCUUAGCUAAUGAUAAAGCUUGGAGAGUAAGAUAUAUGGUUGCUUCAAAAUAUGUCGAGCUUGCUGAAGCAUUCGGUCAAGAACUUGCCAGAGAGAAUUUCACUGCAGCAUUUGUUAGUAUGUUGAAGGAUACAGAAGGAGAAGUUAGAACUGCUGCUGCUAGUCAAAUUCCAGGAUAUGGUAAGCUUAUUGAUAAAACUGUCAUUAUCGAAAAACUAUUACCUUGUAUCAAGGAACUUGCUGCAGAUGUUAAUCAACAUGCACGUGCUGCUCUUGCUAAAGAUAUCAGUGGUUUAGCACCUAUUAUCGGUCAAGACGCUACUAUGGAAUACUUAUUACCAUUAUUCUUGGUUCAAUUAACUGAUGAUUUUCCAGAUGUUCGUUUGAAUGUUAUCUCUAACUUAGAAACGAUUAAUAAAGCUAUUGGAAUUGAACGAGUUUCCCAAGCAUUACUCCCUGCUAUUGUUGAAUUAUCUGAAGAUAAGCAAUGGCGUAUUCGUUUAGCUAUUAUUGAAUAUAUUCCACUUUUAGCUAAACAAUUUGGUUCAAAAUUCUUUGAAGAAAAACUUCUUGAAUUAUGCAUGUCAUGGCUUCGCGAUCUUGUAUUCUCCAUUCGUGAGGCCGCAACUAAGAAUUUAAUGAAAUUAACAGAAGUGUUUGGUGCUGAAUGGGCUAAAGCAGCCAUUAUCCCUGAAGUGAUGAAGAUGAUGAGUGAUGAAAACUAUUUACAUAGAAUGACAACUAUUUUUGCAUUAACUACAAUGGCUGAAGCUUUAACUCCUGUGAUGGUAAAAGAAUAUAUUCUUCCAAUAAUUACAGAAAUGUCAAAAGAUCCCAUCCCUAAUAUUCGGUUUAAUGUUGCUAAAUCAUUGGAGACCUUGAUACCAUUAUUGAAAAAAGAUCCAAGUACAGUUGAACUUAUUGAUAUUUCAGUUAAACCUACACUUGAAAAAUUAAGUACAGAUCAAGACGUUGACGUUAAAUUCUUUGCUAUUAGAGCUUUGGAAAGUAGUGCUUAAUUUUAUUAUUAUUAUUAUUUUAAUCGAAAAAAAGCUGUGGCGAGAGAGAGAGAGAAAAAAAGAAAGAAGGAAAUCCACGUAUAUAAACAUAUGUGCAUAUAAAUACUACUACAUUAAAUGAUGAAUAAAAACACAUACAUACAAU